AUGGUUGAGCUUGUAGGGGUAACAGAUGUCAUUAGCCCAGAGGGUGUAGAUAUGUGUGCUGAAGCUUUUGGGAAAUUAAAGGCUCAGGCAAAGAAAAAGUGGCUGCACAAAGAGAGGGUGACACUGACUGUUAUUAGUUUGGAAGGUAUCAGGAUAGAAGAUGAGACUUCUCAAAAAGUGAAGCAUAUGCAUCCUGUCAAGAGAAUAACAUUUGUCAUUCCUGACCCAGAUGAUAGAAAAAUAUUUGGUUAUGUUUUCAGUCAACCUGAUUGUUCCACUGGACAUAAAUUUUAUGCCCUGAAGUCAAAAAAUGCAAAGGUCAUAGUUGAUGCCAUUAUUGAACUUUUGGUGGAAUCAGUUAAUCUUAGACAAAGGGCUGGAUUAGCAAAGGAGCAGGUCCCCAGAAAUUCAUCAAAUGGUACUGACUGCAGAAUCAUUGAUUUUGUUGAAUGA
Messenger RNA from Pocillopora verrucosa, 453 nucleotides. The record is from RefSeq and is a predicted model, not a curated record. Lineage: Eukaryota; Metazoa; Cnidaria; Anthozoa; Scleractinia; Pocilloporidae.